This is a messenger RNA of Prunus armeniaca (apricot), 441 nucleotides long. The record is from the annotation of a GenBank genome assembly. Lineage: Eukaryota; Viridiplantae; Streptophyta; Magnoliopsida; Rosales; Rosaceae.
AUGCUCCCUGAUAUGCUCAUGGAUCCCUCUUUCCUCAUCACGGGAUCCAAGGUCAGGGCCUUGAUUCAAGUUGAUCUGCUUGAGUCUGGAAGAAAGGUGUGGAUCGGGCCCAAUGGCAUAUGGGCUAGGGCUCCAUUAGAUGUGCACACGGGUGCCUACGUCAAGUAUGGUUGCAAAGGAGGGAACGUCCAAAUUUUCUCCAUAACGGCACCGUCGCUUGGUCCUUGCUGCUGCAAGGUGGAGAAGGCCAUAGGGCCACGGUUUGGCACUGCAAAAAGAAGUGCAGGAAUACCAGCCGCAUGUAUGGCCGUUCUAGCGGCCAUUGGUCGCCAUUCUAAGGCUUCUGGAGUCUACGGCAAGGUAUGGGCAACCACGGGAGCCGCCAGAGGAUGCUGCAAAAUAGGUACAGCCGCUGCCCCUUAUGGUGGCAGCGACAUUUAG